AUGAAAGAGCGUAUCAAGGCUUACUUCAGCCAAAUCGACAGGAAGUGGCUUCUGAUCUUCGACAACGCGGAUGAUUCGGACAUGUGGAUGAAAGACAGCGGUGCAGCCUCAGCAUUAAGAGACUUCCUUCCUUAUAACACCCAAGGUCAUAUUAUCUUCACCACUCGCAAUCGAAAGUUAGCCGUGAAACUGGCAUCAUCUGACGUGGUACAUGUUCGCGAGCUCGAUGAAAAGGCUGGCUUGGAAUUUCUGGAAAGGUCCCUGAUUGAAGGAAGCCUGCUUAAUGAUCAUCAUGCAAUGAUCACUCUUCUUGAACAGCUUACCUUCCUUCCAUUAGCUGUUACCCAAGCUGCAGCAUACAUGAAUGAAAACAGCAUAGGAGUGUCUGAUUACUUGCUGCUUCUUCAAGAACAGGAGGCAGAUGUUGUGGAGCUACUAAGUGAGGAUUUUGAUGAUGAUGGACGCUACAAGGAUACCCAGAACCCAGUAGCCAUGACAUGGCUAAUCUCCUUUCAUCAGGUUCAGAAGCUUGAUAGACUUGCUGCUGACUAUCUAUCACUUAUGGCUUGUGUCGAUCCGCGCAAUAUCCCAGAAUCCUUCCUUCCACGGCCAGCAUCAAAAAAGAAAAUGAUUGAUGCCCUUGGGCUUUUAAGUGCCUACUCUUUCAUUACUAUUCAACCUGGAAAUGAGUCCAUAACUCUACAUCGCCUGGUGCAUCUGGCAACUCGGAACUGGAUGAAAAAGGCGGAUCAAUUUACACUCUAUAUAAGAAAAACAGCAGACCGAUUGAGCGAGACCUUCCCCCGUAACGAUGAUACCAACCGACAGCUUUGGAGGGAAUACCUGCCCCACGCCCUAUUCUUGUUGAAUGAGAGCGUAUUCCGUCAACAACAAGGGCACUAUACUGACUACAUACAGAAUGUGGGCACCUGCUUGUACAGUGACGGGAGGUAUAAUGAAGCCGAAAAGCUGUUGGUGCAGGUGAUGGAGACCCGGAAACAGGUGCUAGGGCCAGAGCAUCCUGACACUCUGACCAGCAUGGCCAGCCUCACAGCAACAUACUGGAACCAAGGACAAUGGAAGGAAGCAAAAGAGCUAGGGAUACAAAUGAUGGAGACCCAGAAACAGGUACUAGGGCCAGAGCAUCCUGACAGUCUGGCCAGCAUUUCCAACCUCGCAGCAACAUACCGGAAUCAAGCAAGGUGGAAGGAAGCAGAAGCACUAGAGGUACAUGUGAUGGAGACCCAGAAACAGGUACUAGGGCCAGAGCAUCCCUCCACUCUGAUCAGCAUUUCCAACCUCGCAGCAACGUACCGGAAUCAAGGACGAUGGAAAAAAGCAGAAGAGCUAGAGAUACAGGUGAUGGUGACCUCAGAACGGGUACUAGGGCCAAACCAUCCCUCCACUUUGACCAGCAUUUCCAACCUCGCAGCAACAUACCGGAAUCAAGGACGAUGGAAAGAAGCAGAAAAGCUAGAGAUACAGGUGAUGGUGACCUCAGAACGGGUACUAGGGCCAAACCAUCCCUCCACUUUGACCAGCAUUUCCAACCUCGCAGCAACAUACCGGAAUCAAGGACGAUGGAAGGAAGCAGAAGAGCUAGAGAUACAGGUGAUGGAGACCCAGAAACAAGUACUCGGGCCAAAACAUCCCUCCACUUUGACCAGCAUUUCCAACCUCGCAGCAACGUACCGGAAUCAAGGACGAUGGAAAAAAGCAGAAGAGCUAGAGAUACAGGUGAUGGAGACCCAGAAACAAGUACUCGGGCCAAAACAUCCCUCCACUUUGACCAGCAUGGCCAACCUCGCAGCAACAUACCGGAAUCAAGGACGAUGGAAAGAAGCAGACGAGCUAGAGAUACAGGUGAUGGAGACCCGGAAACAGGUGCUAGGGCCAGAGCAUCCUAACACUCUGCCCAGCGUGCACGACCUUGCCUAUAUUUUGAAACAACUGGGAAUAAUCCCAGAUGCCUUAACUCUUAUCAAGAAGUCUGUCGAGCCUGAAGAAUCAACCCAAAGAGACUCAAAGCUUGUCACAGGCGGCAAAUGGCGAGCAUUUACUAGGAUUUUCAGAAGACAAUGA
This is a messenger RNA of Aspergillus chevalieri, 2082 nucleotides long. RefSeq lists its product as uncharacterized. NCBI's taxonomy places the organism in Eukaryota, Fungi, Ascomycota, Eurotiomycetes, Eurotiales, Aspergillaceae. Gene Ontology annotation, molecular function: protein binding. The coding region runs from base 1 to 2082 and encodes 693 amino acids. Gene Ontology annotation, cellular component: kinesin complex. The record is from RefSeq and is a predicted model, not a curated record. The transcript has a single exon.